AUGAGAACCAAUUAUGGCAUAUUAAUAUAUAUACUAAUUUUUAUAUAUAAAAAUAUUUCGUGUAAUAUUAUUUAUAAGCGUGAAAUAUCAAAUGUCAAUGAUAAUUAUAUUCCUAAUGAUAAAUUGUCACCAGAUAAUUUUUCUUAUUUCUUUGAAGACAACAUAUUUUUAAAAGGUAUAUUAACAAUGAUUGAAAAUGUUAACAAUUUGUUUAUCAAAGAAAAGGAAAAUUUAUAUAAUAAUAAUAAUAAAAUUAAUAGAAAAAAUAAUGAAAAACCUCAAGUACAAGAUGCAAAAACAGAAAUAUUUAAUGAACCAAUACAUAUUAAAAGUUCAAAUAAGGAAGAUAUGAUUGAAAAUUAUAAAAAAAUUUUUAAUAAAAAAAAGGAAAAAAAUGAUGAAAAUAUAAAUAAUAAGGAUAGGGCAGAUUUUUCAAUGAGUAUAGAUGAGGUACCAGAAACAAAAGAAGAGACAAUCAAUAAAAAUGAAGAUUUAAGUUAUUUAGUUAGUAAAGAACAUUGGGAAAAACUUUUAUUUGGUUCAUCAGGAUUAUUUACUGGAAUAAUGAAACAAUUUAAAGAGAUAAGAAAACAAGAAUUAGCUAAAGCUCGUAGUGCAAAUACUCAUUCAGCAUCAGAUACAACAAAUACCCAAGUUGGUUCACAAAAAGAUCCUUUUACUAAAAUUGUAGAAGCAAUUUUUACUGCUCCAAGAGAUAAAGAAUUUAAUGAACCAUUACCAGAGUUACCUUUGAUUGGUGUUUGUAAUCGUUUAAAUUGUGGUCAAAUAUAUAAUGCAAUUGAUUCUUUUAGAAAAAGUGAAAUGUUUUCAAAUUUACAGACGGCUGUUUCAUUGAUGGGUGAUGAGAAAGGACUAGAUAUGUUGACUGAAUUUAUGUCAAAUCCACAAUUACUCUCACAGUUUACCUCUGGUGGUGGUGAAACUUUAAAUAAAAUGUUUGGAUUAGGUGGUGUUACUUCUACUGGUAAAACAGAUAAUAAAAAUAUAAAAGAAGAUGAAUUAGGAACAGAUUUAAGUGAAUUAAUUGAUGUAAAUGGAAAAGAAAUAAAAAUAAAUAAACAGGAUAAAACAGGGCUACCAGAGAUAGCUGAAAACAUUGAUUAUUAUUCUAAUGUUGAUAAAGAAGAUGAAGAAAUUGAUGGUCCAAUUACUGUAACAAAAGAAGAAACUAUUGGUAAACCAGGUAAAGAAAAAAAAAAUGAAUCAUCUAAAAAUGUUGAUUACUAUGAAGAGAUUGAUUUAGGUGAAGGUAAUGAAGAGAAAACAACUAUAAUUUUACCAUCUACUACUAGUGAGUCACCGUUAACUACCAGUUCUAAAUUAAUAAAAUCAAGUAUAUCUAAUAAUAAAAUACUACCAAAUAAAUCAAAAAUUGAUGUAUCUGAGUUACCUGAAAUAAGUGAAAAUAUUGAUGAGUAUGGAGAAACUUUUGAAAAGGUUGAAAAUGUUGGUAUUAGCAAUAAAAUGACAAAUAAUACAUUAAAAAAUACUACAACUUUAAUUUUAACUACUCAAAAAAUACCAUUAACAACAAAAUCAAAUACUACUAAUAAAUUAAAACCAUUAAUCAGACAACAAAAUAAGAGAUCAUCACCAAAACCUAUGCCAGAAAGGAGGAAAAAAAUAAGUACACAAAAAACUACUAGAAUAUCAACAAGUACUAUUCCUGCAACAACUAGAAGAAAUUUUAGAAAAGAUUCUGACUAUUAUUCUAUGUAUUAUGAUGAUAGAAAUUAA
Messenger RNA from Strongyloides ratti, 1758 nucleotides. RefSeq lists its product as hypothetical. The coding region runs from base 1 to 1758 and encodes 585 amino acids. The record is from RefSeq and is a predicted model, not a curated record. Lineage: Eukaryota; Metazoa; Nematoda; Chromadorea; Rhabditida; Strongyloididae. The transcript is spliced from 2 exons.